Molecule: messenger RNA, 833 nt
Organism: Fusarium verticillioides 7600
Lineage: Eukaryota; Fungi; Ascomycota; Sordariomycetes; Hypocreales; Nectriaceae
Exons: 4
Coding region: 1-249 (82 amino acids)
Molecular function (GO): fatty-acyl-CoA binding
Source: RefSeq, a predicted model, not a curated record
AUGUCUGAAUCUUUCCAGAAGGCCGUCGAAGACUCCAAGAAGCUUACCUCUAAGCCCAACACCGACGAUCUUCUCAGGCUCUACGGACUCUACAAGGGCAAGGCCAAGUACAACGCCUGGAAGAAGGCUGCCGAGGAGGAGAAGCUCACCCCCGAUGCCGCUCAGGCCAAGUACGUUGAGCUGGUUGAGGAGCUCAAGGAGAAAUGCGGCUACGAUGCCAACAAGGUCCCCGAGGCCGUUGGCAACUAAGUGUCCAAAUCACCACUUCGAAUAGACAAGCCUCUACGACAGAACAACUCAAGAGCAGGAAUAUCUAAACGCAUAUGAGACCAUACAAUGUUGGAGUCAGAUCAGAUGGGAGAAGCCCUUUCGUGGUUCCUUUUACGCUGCCUAUAACACGCAUCGUAUUUAGCUGUCGAGAUAAAUCAUACCCUUUCGUUUUGCGCCAUUGAUGCCGUCCAGAUUUCCACAGCAGUACUCGUAUCGUACCAGGACUACGACCUUGUGUGUUAUGUGUUCCUUGGUGGGCAACAUGUCAUGGGAUUUCGCUCCCGGUCACAUGUGACAUCACUCACAGCUGACGGUGAUUCCCAAACUUGGUGGUGCAUUAUCACGUAAUACUACUCAACCCAUGCAUGACAUUGCGGCGUCGCAGGACUUGAGUCUUGUAGGAGAAUUUACAACUUCGUUGCCUGGAGUCCCAAUUCGACCUUGACCUUCCGCCUCAAAUGUCAUUGCAUAAGGUGUUACAGUAUCCUUAUUGAUGGUCUAUGGAGACAGAUCUCCAGAUGUGAUUAGUACCACAGUCCAGGAUCUAUCAAGUUAGCUGCAGC